Liolophura sinensis is the source of this 2653-nucleotide messenger RNA. RefSeq names its product eukaryotic translation initiation factor 3 subunit B-like. Lineage: Eukaryota; Metazoa; Mollusca; Polyplacophora; Chitonida; Chitonidae. Gene Ontology annotation, biological process: translational initiation. Gene Ontology annotation, cellular component: eukaryotic translation initiation factor 3 complex. Gene Ontology annotation, molecular function: RNA binding; translation initiation factor activity; translation initiation factor binding. The record is from RefSeq and is a predicted model, not a curated record.
ACUUCCGGCCGAUCGGCACACGAGGUUUUCAAGAUGGCGGAGGAAAAGGGAGAGACGGAGACACGCAGAUCGCAUAAAAAGUCAGAAAUGCAGAAUCAGGACGUUGAAGAAAAUGGUUACGAAGAAGAACCUGAUUUUAGUGACCCUGAAGGAUUCGUCGAUGAUGUCACGGAUGAGGAAUUAUUAGGAGAUCUGCUGAAAUCUAAGCCAAAAGAAUCUGAUGGCAUUGACUCUGUGAUUGUAGUGGACAACGUACCUCAAGUUGGUGCUGAAAGAUUAGAAAAACUACAAAAUGUUAUUCGUAAAAUCUUUUUAAAAUUCGGAAGAAUUGUUACGGAGCAUUAUCCUAAGCAGGAUGGGGUCACAAAAGGGUAUAUUUUUCUGGAGUACUCCUCUCCUCUGCAUGCUCAAGAGGCUGUGAAAACUGCCAAUAACUACAAGCUGGACAAACACCACACAUUUGCUGUAAAUCUCUUCUCGGACUUUGAUAGAUACACUAACAUCCCUGAUGAGUGGGAGCCUCCAGAGGUGCAGCCUUACAAAGACACGGGUAACCUCCGUUCUUGGUUGAUGGACCCAGACUGUUCUGACCAGUACAGUGUGAUCUACGAUGCAGGGGAGAAAACUGCGAUCUUCUUCAAUACUCCCCAGGAGGCCAAGCUUGUUGAGGAGAGAGCUAGGUGGACAGAGACAUAUGUGAGGUGGUCCCCUAAGGGCACAUACCUGGCCACCUUCCAUCAGAAGGGCAUUGCACUCUGGGGUGGGGAGAAGUUCAAACAGAUCAUGAGGUUUAUGCAUCAGGGUGUCCAGCUCAUUGACUUCUCACCAUGUGAAAGAUACGUUGUGACAUUCAGUCCUCUACCUGACAACAGAGAAGACCCCCAGGCCAUUAUUAUAUGGGAUGUCCGAACCGGCCACAAGAAGAGAGGCUUCCACUGUGAAAACCAAUCAACAUGGCCUAUAUUUAAAUGGAGUCCUGAUGGACAGUACUUCGCCAGAUUAGGACAAGAUUGCAUUAGUAUCUAUGAAACACCAUCAUUUGGUAUGCUUGAGAAAAAGAGUUUAAAGAUUCAAGGUGUUCGAGACUUCACCUGGUCACCCACAGACAACAUGAUAGCAUAUUGGGUGCCUGAGCAGCAGAACGUCCCCUGUAGGGUGACACUGAUUGAGAUCCCAAGCAGGAAGGAGUUGUGCAUCAAGAACCUGUUCAGCGUGGCCGACUGUAAGAUGCACUGGCAGAAAAACGGGGAUUACCUCUGCAUGAAGGUGGACAGGUAUUCCAAGGCUAAGAAGGUGGAGGAGAAGGAACAGUGGAAAUAUAGUGGCAUGUAUUACAACUUUGAGUUGUUUAGGAUACGAGAGAAGCAGAUCCCAGUAGAUAAAGUGGAAUGUAAAGAUGUGAUCCAUGCCUUUGCCUGGGAGCCGACAGGUUCUAAGUUUGCCUUCAUUCACGGAGAGAGCCCCAGGAUAUCUGUGUCUUUCUACAACAUCAAGCCUGCUGGCAAGGUGGAGCUUAUAAAAACUUUGGAGAAGAGACAAGCUAAUCACCUGUUCUGGUCACCUAUGGGGCAGUUUGUUGUCGUGGCAGGCCUCAGAAACAUGAGUGGUGUGAUGGAGUUUGUGGACACAUCUGAUGUCACAGUCAUGGCCCAGACAGAGCACUUCAUGGCCACAGACGUGGAGUGGGACCCAACAGGCCGAUACGUGGCAUCCGCUGUCAGCUGGUGGGGACACAAGGUGGACAAUGCCUACUGGAUCUGGAGCUUUCAGGGUCGUCUUCUGCAGAAACAAACUCUAGACAGGUUCUGUCAGUUCCUGUGGCGACCACGCCCACCUUCUUUGCUCACGCCGGAGAUGAUCAAGGAAAUCAAGAAGAACAUGAAGAAGUAUGCCACUCAGUUUGAGCUGAAGGACAGGAUGAGCCAGUCUAAGGCCUCAAAGGAAAUCAUUGAUCGUCGGCGUAAAGCAAUUGAGGAGUUCACUCAGUACAAGAAGGACAAAGCUGCUGAGUUUAAGGAGGGCAAGCAGAGGAGGCUGGAGCUGAGAAAUGGCAUAGACACAGAUGAGAUACACAGUCACGUGGAGAAUUUCGAGGAAGAGACCAUUGAAUUCUUGAUAAAAGUUGAGGAAAAGAUUCUCGAGGACGAGUAGACUGCCGAAGAAGAAAACUGUUUCCGAGGGGUUAAAGGUCACCAGGUCACCUUUGACCUCCUGUCAUAAUAUCGUCGCUCAUCUUGAAAACUUCGUCUCCACCUACCAUCUUGUCCAGAGACGAAGCAACCAGUCAUGUGUUUGGAGAAAGAGGCAAUGUUGUUAUUGAAUUUUAAUGGGAGUUGCCCUUGUUGGUCUGCGGGAAGUUUGUUCCGUAUAACAAGUCACGCGUCCUUAACUAAAAAUUAUAGAAAAUCUGCAAAAGAAAAGUUGCAAUUUUUUUGGUUAGCUGUAAACGUAUCUCUGCUGCUUGUAGUCAGAUAUGGAGGAAUCAACAGUGCUUCGUUAUAUAACCAUUUUUCUGGCCAUUUCCCUGCCCCCUUUAGGUUAUGUUCUCAACCACUAGCAUCUGUCACAUUUAAUACUACUGCUUACUCUGGUAAAAUGAAUGUCUGUAGAAUAUGUGAAUAUUCAGCAAUUAAUAUUAAACUCUUAAUGACUA